AGGAGCAGAGGUAUCUGCUAUUCAGACUAGGUCGGAGAAGGAUUUCCCGCUGAGACUUGGAGCAUCAUCAUCACUUCAGUUCAUUGGACUGUGGUCAUCCUCUUCUCAUAGCAGACACACACAGAUCCAACAGUCACAAGACAAAAAGGGGGGCGUCUCUCUACUCGUCAUGGCCCCUCCCUCUCUGUUGAUGUUGCUGAUGGUGUUUGCCAUGGUAAACGGGGCCCACGCAGGCGGCGAGGAAAAUGAACUGGAUUAUGGGUACUGGAACUACAGAGAGGGAGCUGACAGUGUGAAUGUGGCCUCAGUGCGAAGUGUGACCAGAGUUUUAGAUGCCUGGGGAAAACGCAUCUUCAAUGAGAUCAAGACUUCGCUGCACUCCCAGCCCAGCACACUGCUGCCUGACUACUCCAGGGUGCGCCCUCUGUCCGAGUCUGUCAACGACCUGUUCAGAGAAGUCACGCUGCUGCACCGCCGCAUCACCGAACUCUCCCAUCGCCUAGCAACACUGGAGCCGUUCCUCCGUCACCACGGCUACCGGGAGGAGGAGGAGGAGGAGGAGGAGGAGGAGGAGGAGGAGGCCGCGGGGGGCAGCCGGGCUCUAGCACCUCAUAGCCUGAGAGGAGAGGUGCCGAGACUGGCCCGCUACACCCCUAGGGCCAGCCCGCCCAGGGGGAGCCGGGUGGUGAAGAGGAGACGGGUUCGAGUCCUGAAGAACAAGAAAGUGAAGCUGGUUCAGAGUGAGAGAUAG
Molecule: messenger RNA, 751 nt
Organism: Xiphias gladius (swordfish)
Lineage: Eukaryota; Metazoa; Chordata; Actinopteri; Istiophoriformes; Xiphiidae
Exons: 5
Coding region: 170-751 (193 amino acids)
Source: RefSeq, a predicted model, not a curated record